Westerdykella ornata is the source of this 1044-nucleotide messenger RNA. RefSeq lists its product as uncharacterized. Lineage: Eukaryota; Fungi; Ascomycota; Dothideomycetes; Pleosporales; Sporormiaceae. The annotation marks the transcript as partial. The record is from RefSeq and is a predicted model, not a curated record. The transcript has a single exon.
UGGUAUGCAUACACGCUUGAAGAACUUGGAGGGCGCGCCACGCUCUCGCGGCAAACUGCAAUCGGAGACCGUCCUAUUAUCCAUGAUCUCAGGAGGGAAGCGACCGCUGAAGUGCAAAUCAAGUUGGAGGAAGGGAAGAACAGUAUUCCUUCGCUGUUCCAGCGCUCUUCUAGUGUCCCAGAUUCCUCAUCCGUUACCAGACGAACCCUCGGUUCCCCUUCUGCGAUGGACUUCUAUUACCAGGUCCUUGGAGCAUUCUACAGUGUCCAUCCCACGAUCGACAAAACGCACAUUGAAAUUGCGCUACGCGAAGCGGAAGGCCUUACCAAUAUUGCUGCAGAGCUCGGCUGCCUCCACCUUCUGCGCCCUUUCCUGAGGGAUGCUCUUGGCCAACAUAGACAAAAGCUCUUCCUUGCCAUCAAGCGGAACCCGCCACGGUGGCUAAAACUAUCUAUAGCCUUGGAGGACGACAGCAUAUAUACGGAGAGUUUAGUUCAUCUUGUCGGAGCUCAUCCUCGGUGGCCUUGGCGUCCCAAGAGCGUACUUCCACCCGAGAUUCAGCAUCUGAUUGCACAGAAAGCUGCAGAGCUGGAUCGUAUGUGCGUUGAUGUCGACCGCGACUUGCUGAUGGUCACCAUUGUCGGCCAGGAUAGAAAACCGGUCCCAUGCGAGGACCGAAGCCAGAGGGAGACGUGGAUGAUCGUGCAGCUCUUCCGAGAUGCUAUUGCGAAUGGCCUGCGCGCACUGGAGCGGAAGAAACGGGGAACAUGCUACCGUAAGAUCCUUGCCGGCGGCUCCGCAUACCUGGACUACCCGGAGAUCCGCGACUCCUGCAGGAAAAUCAUGCUCACCGAAUGGGACGAUCUAGCAGAGGACCUCAAGAGUCUAAAAGCUUAUGCUUCGCACAUUGUCGAGAAGGUCGGCGCGAACGAGCUGAUGAUCGAUCCAGACACAAACGGAAUCGGGUAUCUCACAUGCGUUAAGGUGUCGGCGGAGGAUAUUCCGUGGAGAUCAAAGGAAACGUCCAUCAGCGGCGGAAAUUGA